Messenger RNA from Suillus paluster, 1137 nucleotides. RefSeq lists its product as uncharacterized. The transcript is spliced from 5 exons. The record is from RefSeq and is a predicted model, not a curated record. The coding region runs from base 309 to 1013 and encodes 234 amino acids. Lineage: Eukaryota; Fungi; Basidiomycota; Agaricomycetes; Boletales; Suillaceae.
CCAACACCGCAGCCAGAACAGAGCUCAGAGAGAUCUCAUGUCCCUUGGAUCAGUGCUCAGCUAGUUGUGGUCGUUACUCGUAACACUUUUAUAUAGAAAUUUACAAGCGCCAAAUACUGGUCGUCUUCAUUUUUCUAAGGUCUGGACUAGUCGACACCCCAGCCUUCACACGUUUACGCCCUAAACCAGUCGGAACGACUGUCUUCCUUCUGUUAUGGUCUGAUUAGGGGAGGCUACCCUAAACCUGGCAAUAAAGAAGAAACGACUAUCUUACGGGAGACCAUCUUCUUAUGCGCCCAGCAAUGAGCAUGCCCGCUCUUCAAGCAGUCAGCUACCAUCAUGAUCCACUCCUCACAUCUCCAGACGCAGAUGUGGUAUUCCGUUCCAGUGAAGGAACAUACUAUAGGAUGCAUUCAUUCGUGUUGCAGACCACAUCAGGUUUCUUUCGACCUAUGCUCUCCCUGAUCGAAUAUCGAUGGCAUCCCAUCGGAUUGGAAGAGGAUGACGGCGUGCUGGAAAAGCUUUUCAGUAUGAUCAGCGGAAUGGAAGUCCCCUGCUGGAAGUCCCUGGAGGAAAUGGAGGGACCUACAUCUAUCAUACAUCCCCUACGGCAAGAGCAUGCUCUAAUUCUAAAGCGCAUACCCACCGAUGAUCUUCUCCGACUCAUAGACCUGCGGCGAGAACGGAGAGACGCAUUUAUAAUCGCUAUCGAUAACGAAGUGCAGUUUACUAGCGGAUGCAACGCGCAGACGUGUGCGUGUAGCAGGCCCACAGACCAUCAUGCGUGGCAUGCGCUGAAGCUUGCCAUGUAUAUGGAGAUGGAUGAGAGACCUAUUGGAACCGUCGUGAGGAACAUGGAUGAGGGGGAUUGGGAGGCUGCAGAGAAAUGCUGGAACCAUCAAUGCAGGCACUGUGGGAGGCUUGUGUACGAUCAAUUAGCGACUAUGAAGCGCAUCCGUCCUUGCGUUGACAAGUUGCCCUCGCGACUGAGACCUAGAAUGGUCCAACGUUGACCGUUUGAAUCUUGACUGAAUGUAAACUUGACGUAAGUACAUCGACUACUUACUUUCCGACCUUGUUACCUCACCAAUACUUCACGCUCUAUAUGAGUUGCUUGCAUCGUUGCUGCGCGUGCGG